Messenger RNA from Ipomoea nil (Japanese morning glory), 549 nucleotides. RefSeq lists its product as uncharacterized. The record is from RefSeq and is a predicted model, not a curated record. Lineage: Eukaryota; Viridiplantae; Streptophyta; Magnoliopsida; Solanales; Convolvulaceae. The coding region runs from base 1 to 549 and encodes 182 amino acids. The transcript has a single exon.
AUGCCGCGACGAAGAGUUAGAGAAGAAUCACCUCGCUCCUCAGGACCUGGAAUGUCGUCAUCCACGGAUUUGACGGAGAGUCUACGCCAGCUCACUCAGUUGACUCAGACCAUAGGAGCUGCCAUACUCAAUAAGAAUAACGGAGGCAGGGAUGUAUCCAGAAAGAUCACGAGACGUAAUCCACCGUGUUUCCUGGGUCAGGAGGAUCCGGAAGUUCUUGAGAGUUGGAUCCGCACGUUCGACAAGUUGUUUGACGUGGUACUAUGCCUAGAGAACCAGCGAGUAGAGGCUGUUGUUUACUACCUACAGGGAGAGGCUGACCACUGGUGGGUUAUGGAAGGACCGGCCAUACAGGCAAGAGAAGGGUUUGACUGGGAAAUGUUCAAGAUGGUGUUGAGAGAAAGAUUCUACCCAGAGCACGUCAAGGCUGCCAAGUAUGAAGAGUUUCUACACCUCGAGCAAGGGAGUCUAACCGUUCAGGAGUAUCAUGCCCGCUUUGUGGCACUGUCUCGAUUUGCUCCUACUUUGGUACCUGAGGGAGGCAAGUAA